Messenger RNA from Liolophura sinensis, 3248 nucleotides. RefSeq names its product cytochrome P450 20A1-like. Gene Ontology annotation, cellular component: membrane. Bases 1 to 1347 code for a protein of 448 amino acids. Lineage: Eukaryota; Metazoa; Mollusca; Polyplacophora; Chitonida; Chitonidae. The transcript has 10 exons. Gene Ontology annotation, molecular function: heme binding; oxidoreductase activity, acting on paired donors, with incorporation or reduction of molecular oxygen; iron ion binding. The record is from RefSeq and is a predicted model, not a curated record.
AUGGGUAUAUGCAUAGACAAAGUAUCCCUCAGGAAGUUUAAAAAUGAGCUGAAUGGGCAAUUUGGUGGACGUUGCCACUGCGGGCAGUUUGCACCAGUUUCUGAUGGUGUUACACAAACAAUAUGGACCAAUCGCUGGAUUCUGGUGGGGCAAGCAGCACGUCGUCAGUGUAGCAUCACCCACCAUCUUCAGAAUCUGGUCCAAGUCUUUGGCAGACCACCGGAGCUGUUUAAGUUGCUUGAACCACUGAUCACGGCAGAUAGUAUCCAGUUCGCUAACUAUGAAGAGGGGAGAAGACGACGUCGUGUCUACGAUAAGGCAUUCAGUCACGCAGCCAUUAGCCAGUAUUACAGCUCAUUCCAGAAGGUGGCUGAGGAGGUAUCCUUGAAGUGGGCUGCGUCCAGUAACACUGAUGACCAAAUUCCACUUCAGAAGCACAUGAUAGACCUGGCAAUCAAAGCCAUUGCCCUGACGGCUUUUGGAGAAUGCUUUGAAGACAGUGAAAACAUUAACCGUCUACAGAAUAGCUAUGACCUGGUUUGGGAGGUGAUAGAGGAGUCUCUUACAGUGGGUUUCCCUGAGCCAGGAACUGACAGGUACAAAAGGUUUCAGACAGGGAAAUCUACAAUAUACAGAAUUGUUGAGGAGGUAAUUCAGCAUAAGCAGUUGGAGAGGGCAAGGGAUGACAAGGUUCUGUUCAUAGACUACCUCAUGUCCCUGGACUCGCCCAUCAACCUGGAUCGUGUCUUUGCCGACGGCCUCAGCUAUAUGAUUGGUGGGUUCCACACCACAGGAAACAUGCUGACUUGGGCUCUGUACUUCCUGGCCUGUGACCAAGAUGCUCAGGAAAAGCUGGCCACAGAAAUACAGACUGUGCUGGGUGGAGAUAAUGUUAACCCUACAAACAUCAACAAUCUGACAUACCUUCGCCAAGUUCAAGAGGAGACACUGAGGUGCUCAGUUGUGGCUUCCUGGGCUGCUAAGUUCCUUGAUGAUGACGUGGAGCUGGGGGGAUACCUCAUACAGAAAAGGACCCCAAUAAUAACUGCCCUGGGAGUCAUGUUACAAGAUGAGAAGUACUGGCCAGACCCUACAAGAUUUGAUCCGGAGAGAUUCAGCGCAGAAAACAUGAAGAAGCGGCAAGGUCAUGUGUUUUCUCCGUUUGGUCUGGCGGGGAAGAGGAUUUGCCCCGGUUACAGAUUUGCUUACGUGGAGACCGCCGUUGUCCUGGCAACGCUAGUUGGGAGGUUCUGCUUCAAGCUGGUUGAAGAUCAGAACAUAAAGCCUGUCUUUGGACCUGUGACUCAUGUCAGUGAGGAGGUGUGGAUUAAAGUUGCUAAGCGAUGAGGUGGCAAUGAUUGACAGCUGAACUUGAUACAGGUAUAUAUUCAUGUAUCUGACUUGAAAAAAGUACUAUAUAUUCUGUUUAAAAGAUAAAUGAAAGAAUAAAAAUGGUGAUGGUAAAUGUUGAGUGUGUAAACUAAUAAUACAGAAAAGAAAAAGUUUACUUAUUUAGGGGGAAUAUUAAUUAGAAUGCUUGUUGAUACAUAUUUUCUGUCAGAAUUAUUUCUAUAAGUGAUGCAAAAAUCAGGCGACUAUCACAGGUCUACAAUUAUAUACGUGUAUACACUGCCGAAACCUGUCUCCACAAUCUGAUUUCUUGUAUUGGUUUAUCGAAUUCUAACUGGAAGAACAUUAUUUUAUACAAGCAUAAAGCAAAAUUAUGCUUCACGAACCCUUUAAGUCAUAAGUUCAAAUUUGUCCUAUUGGGUAACCAGCUGAAAACAGAACAAACUGUGCUUUAAAAGCUGGAUUCACAGGCCAUGAUUUGUUCAUAUUUACAAAUCAUAAUAGUUUUCUUCUGGUUUUAAUUUGACAAUUCAGCCAAUACAGCAAGUCAGACAGCUUAACUGUUUUAUACAUGCUGCUUAAAAGUGUAAAUAUAAUAAAGUAAUCAAGUAUUUUCUGAGAGGUUUGGGGAAAGGCCGCAAUUUACAGACUAUUUUCUAAAUGUUAAUUAUUGUCCACUUUGUAUUAACAUGUUUUUGAAUCAUAAUUGUCAACUUCAAAUGGUCCAUUCAUUUAACACAGGGCCUUCAUGCACACUGACAUGAACUUUGAAUAUAGCAGCUGUCGCAAAGAUGCUUUGGUUUCUGUCUCGUAUAAAUAAUGUCUUGAACGGCUGAGUUUCAUUCUUGGUAAAAUUAGUUUUUAUGAAAAACAAGUUUACGAUAAAUAAAAAGUAAUUAAAUUCUGUUUGUGAAAUAAUGUUUUGAAAAACUGUGUACGUUCUUACACAGAAAGUUGUUUCCAUAAAAUGGUGAUAUAUUUUCUGCUUUUAUACAUUUUAUGAAGUGCCAAUUCCUUACAUGAAAUGAUUUAUGAAACUGUCAGUUUGUAACAAAUAGUGCUUCCUUUUUUUUAAACACCACAGAAAAAUGCCUUAUUUUGAGCCAAUAUAACCGAGAAUAGUUUCAGAGAAUAAUUCGUUACAUGAAAUAAAAUUCUGUCAAACUGUGUCAGUUUGUAACAUUUUGUGCCAUAAUAAACAUUAUGAUAAUAUAAUUAUAAUAUACAUUAUACCUGAUGACAGAUUGUGCCAAUUCCGUUCAUGUUUGGCAGUUUCUGACGACAUCAUCGUAGUUAUUUUUGUACCACAGAAAAAUGCUGUAUUUAUGUUACUUUACAGUCCCAAAAACGAUUUCACACAAAAAUGAAAAAUUUCGUUCCAGUAUAGAUUUGAUCAAGUGCUAAUUCCACAUGUGAAACCAUAUUUUGGGAAACUGUGUGAGCUCGUAAAAAAUGGGGCUACUUUUUUUUUGUACCACAGACAAAUGUUUAUGUUUACCUCACUUAUUACCGAGUGCUAAUUAUAAUUCCCGACAAUAUUACCGAUCAUUACACUUUUUAUUAAGUAUAUACGUGGAUGUACUUAAAAGUAAGGCAGAUGGUUUUUAAGUAGAAAAUAAUAUUAUGUGGAUGUAUACUCCAGAAUAUAGAUGUGUUAUGUGUAGCAGCAAAGUUUUAACAUAUGCAAUUAAUAAAAUGUUAGCAUAUAAAGCUCACAGUUUAUUAACCAAGAUGUUGUGAAGCUCUCAAUAAAGCUACGUGUUGUGAAGCUCUCAAUAAAGCUACACGAACUUCAGGAAAUCUGACAACGAAGGAGUCCCAAGAGUGCAUGUACGUGUAAUGUGCCUCCUUGUUCUAAUUGUAUCUGAUGCUGCUUCACUGAGACGACUUACCAAAAU